Messenger RNA from Papilio xuthus (Asian swallowtail), 3135 nucleotides. RefSeq names its product unconventional myosin-IXb-like dachs (gene dachs). Lineage: Eukaryota; Metazoa; Arthropoda; Insecta; Lepidoptera; Papilionidae. Gene Ontology annotation, molecular function: cytoskeletal motor activity; ATP binding; actin filament binding. Gene Ontology annotation, cellular component: myosin complex; cytoplasm; membrane. Gene Ontology annotation, biological process: actin filament organization. The transcript has 13 exons. The record is from RefSeq and is a predicted model, not a curated record. The coding region runs from base 85 to 3135 and encodes 1016 amino acids.
GCGAGAGACCGCGCGCGCGAGUGGUCGCUGCUAUCGGCUUGGAGCGGCGCGGCCGCGGUGUGUGAUGCGAGCGGGCCGGCCGCCAUGGCCACGCUCGGCCUGUCCAAGGUGUUCAUUCUCGACAAGUAUUUUACUGAGCUACAAAAGUUCUGGGAGACGGAGAAGAAGUUGCAAGACGCAUCAUCAUCGAAUGAGGCCGUGCACCUGCAGCGCCGGCUGCUGAGCCUCAGCUCGGAGCUGGUGACGCUCCGUAACCACCUGCACGUGGGUGGCGCCGGGGCGGCGGGCCCAAGCGUCGGAGCUACAGGAUCAGCGAGCGGCAGUGCGCAGCCGGCGGUGCCUCCGCGCGCGCCGCUCCUGCCACCGCCCUCUGCGCCAGCGCCGCCGCCACCCGCGCCACCCGCCGCCGCGCCGCACGCGCCGGUUGCACCCCAUCCCUCCCUGCAGCCGCCGCCGACGAGAUGGCGCGGCGGUGCGGGGGCGGGGGCGGGCGCAGGGCACGGCGCGGGGCAGGGCGCGGCGGCAGACGACCUGAUCCACCUGCGCGGGCCGCUCACCGAGGACGCAGUGGUUCGCGCGCUGCAGGCUCGCUUCUAUCAGAACAAGUUCUACACGUCCGUAGGCCCGAUCCUGGUCGCCAUGAACGCGUACACGGAUGCCGCUAACGCGCUGACGCCGGCGGCGGCGCGCGCGCAGCGCCCGGAGCUGGCGCGGCUGGUGCACGACGCGGUGCGCCACCAGGCCGACACCGGUUGCCCGCAGGCCAUCAUACUUUCCGGCGUGUCGGGGUCGGGCAAGACGUACGCGUCCAUGGUGCUACUGCGGCGGUUGUUCGACGUGGCGGGUGGCGGGCCGGAGACGGACGCCUUUAAACACCUCGCGGCCGCCUUCACCGUGCUGCGCUCGCUGGGUGCCGCCGGCACGCUCGCCAACUCCCACUCCAGCCGCAUCGGUCACUUCAUCGAGGUGCAGGUGACGGACGGCGCCCUCUACCGCACCAAGAUCCACUGCUACUUCCUGGACCAGACGCGUGUCGUGCGGCCGCCGCCCGGCGAGCGCAACUACCAUAUCUUCUACCAAAUGCUGGCUGGCCUGACGCCCGACGAGCGCCUGCAGCUGCACCUUGACGGCUACUCCGCGCAGGACCUGCGAUAUCUGACAUCCUCUCAACAUCGAAGGCCCGAGCCGGAGGACGCUGCGCGCUUCCACGCAUGGAAAACGUGCCUCGGCAUCCUCGGCAUUCCGUUCCUGGACGUGGUGCGAGUGCUGGCGGCGGUGUUGCUGCUCGGCAACGUGCAGUUCGGAGAAGGCGCAGAGGGCGCGGCCGAGCCCGCCGGCGAAGCGGAGCUAGCGGCCGCCGCCUCGCUGCUGGGAGUCGCAGCGCCGGCGCUGUUACGCGGGCUGGCGUCCCGCACGGCGCCGCGACACGCGCGCCCCCAGGUGCGAGGCGCGGCGGGCCCCGCGCACGCCGCCUGCGCGCGCGACGCGCUCGCCAAGGCGUUGUACUGCCGGACGGUGGCCACCAUCGUGCGGCGCGCCAACUCACUCAAGCGACUGGGCUCCACGCUCGGCACGCUCUCCUCGGACUCGAACGAUUCGGUGCGAGAUCAGGACGCGGCUUCGCGGCGCGCCUCCACGGCGGGUGGACGGUCGCGCGCGGGCGCGCAAGGCAUGGCGGCCCUCAACGACGCGGUGCGUCACGCGACCGACGGCUUCGUAGGCAUCCUGGACAUGUUUGGGUUCGAGGAUGCGGCGCCCAGCAGGCUCGAGCAUCUAUGCGCCAACCUUUGCGCGGAAACGAUGCAGCACUUCUACAACACGCACGUGUUCAAGUCGUCUGCGGAGUCGUGCCGCGAGGAGGGCGUGGCGGGCGCGCUCGAGGUGGAGUACGUGGACAACGUGCCCUGUAUCGACCUGGUGUCCUCGCUGCGCGCCGGCCUGCUCGCCGCGCUGGACGCCGAAUGCGCCGCGCGCGGUUCGCCCGAGCACUACGUCGCCAGGAUCAGGACCGCACACAGGGGACACCCGCGGCUGGGCGAGGCGCGGCCGCCGCACGCGCGCCGCUUCGCCGUGCGCCACUACGCCGGCGAGGUGGUGUACGACGCGGCCGAGUUUCUGGAUGCCAACCGCGACUGCGUCCCCGACGCCUUGCUCGCCGCCUUCGACUCGCGCUGCUGCGAGUUCGGCUUCGCCACGCACCUCUUCGGCACGGAGCUGAAGGCGCUGGCUGCGAGCGGCGGCGCGACGGGCGCUCUGUUCCGCGCCUCGCCCACCGCGCUGGCGGCCGCCGCCCCCACCGCUCCCUCCGCGCCCGCCGUGCCCGCCGUGCCCGCCUCCACGCUCACGCAGGACUUCCACACGCGGCUGGACAACCUGUUGCGCACGCUGGUGCACGCGCGACCGCACUUCGUGCGCUGCCUUCGCGCCAACGCCGCCGAGACCCCCAUGCUGUUCGAGCGCGCCGUCGUCGCGAACCAGGUGCUGCGCGCUGUGGCCGCGGCCGCCGCACCGCCCGCGCCCUCCUCCCCGGCGGCCGUGCGCUGGGCGCUGGGCAAGCGCCACGUCUUCCUCAGCGAGGCGAUGCGACAGGUGCUGGAGCGAAUGAGGCGCGCGCGGCGGCAGGCUGCGGCCGAGUGCAUCCAGGCGGCUUGGCGGCGGCACCGCGCCCGCGCGCCCCGCACCGCCGCGCCUGCGCCCCCGCAACGUCCGCGCCCCGCGCCCAUUACGGGCACGCCGCCGCCCGACCCUCCCGGCCCGCCCGGCCUGACCGACCCGGCCGACCCGUCCGACAAGUGCGACGCCACCCUCGUCAAGCGCACCUGCUCGCUCUUCGGACUCGACCUAGAGCGGCCGCCUCCCCUGCCGCCGUCGCGAGCGUACACGGUGUCGAACGGCGUGAAGCUAGGCUACCCGCAGCAGCGCGUGCUGGCCGCCGACUGGGCGGACGAGAGCGGCGCGCUGCGGCUGCGCGCCGGCGACACCGUGCUGGCGCUGGGCGCCGCGCGCCGCGGCCACGUCGCCGUGCAGGUGCUGGGCCGCACGGUGCCGGUGCCGCACAGCGUGCUGGCGCCGCCGCGCGCGCUGCGGCCCCGCGCGCCCCCCGCGCCCCACGCUGCCACCCCCGCGCUCACCUGA